AUGACCGAUAAAGGUGGUACCGAUCGACAACGGCAGGUCCGUUUCCGCUUAUUACGACGACACGGCCAAUCCUCCCUUACUUCCCUUAAUUCCGUUCCACCCGUGCAUGCGACAUCUCCUCGUCUCUUUUACUCUUCCGGUGCUCGAGAAUUGAACAUGAGCGCAGAUACAAAGCUUAUCUUGAGCUUGGUCAAUCGGAUAGCUGUGAGGCUUCCGAGUAACAAUGGACGACAAAUCGACAAUUUGGAAACCGAUCCACUCAUUCAACAAACUGGUAAGUUUGCUGCUUUGAUCGAACUUUCCAAGUAUAGACUACCAACAAUCGCAAGUACACUUGUCACUGUAUUGGAAAAUAUAUCAAAGGCAGCACCUGUUGUUAUAUCAGACGAUUUUAUUCCCCAUGAUUUGCUGCGAUCACAGCUAUUUUUAUUACGUAUGCUAUCAGCAUGUAUGCAACAUCAUUGGCAGUUUUAUCGACAAUCACGACGAUCGGCUACCAACAGCAGCUCAGAUUCCAUUCAACCACAAUCACCUGUAUCAUCAAUGAGUCGUGAAGGAUCGAUGCAUAGUACAAGUGCUGAUAGUAGUGCUGAUCGACAUUGGCAGCCUGAUUCGACACUCCCUGCUGAACUUGAGGAUCCUCCACCAUUGGAAGACAACUUGGCAAAGUACAUCAUCGCCAUCAUGUCUCGAUUCAUGCAUCAAAUGGCUGCUGCUGAGGAAAGAGAACAUGGCACUGGUGGUGCAGUAAAUAUCAUGACACGUACCGAAUACAAUGCAAUUAUGAAUGGUGGAUCAGCAUCCGAUAUCAUGGUUGAUAUAUACAAGGCUGCAAGUCGUGUGGUCUUUUAUGUCAGCGCAAGCAAUUGGCCCAUCAUGUAUAGCAAGAUCAAGGCUCGCAUUCUUCACCUUUCCACCACCGUUGAUGAAAAUCCAGAGACUGCCGAUAUGCGUUUGUUGGAAUGUUCAGCUUUGAAUGCACGUCGUCUCAGCAUGAUCUUGACAGAACUAUGCUCCGCAUUCAUGAAUCUGAAAAAGUCGGCCCAAUUAUUCGUUGCCGUUAUUCUUCGUCGUGCCAUCUGGAAUUGGAUCGAGACUUAUCCUUCCGAAUUCAUGCGCCUAUGUCACAGCCAAAAGCGAUUGGAGGGUGGUCCAGAGAUUCUCUUUGAUAUUUGCAAUUCCUUGGCGGAUACGACUCGAAAAAAGGCUGUGUUGUGGCCAUUGCAGACCAUGCUGCUUAUUUUGUCACCUGAUGUUCUCUUGUCUUCGGCAUUGUCGGAAAGUAGAGGUGUCCAAAACAAAAAGACCAUCUUUUUGAGCGCUCUUAAGAAAUCCCUCAAAGGAACUCGCAUGGCUGAAUUAGCUGCCAUUUGUUACGUGGAUAUCUGUAAAGCAGCAACCUACGUCUCCAAAUCGGACGUGUCAGCGCUACGUCAUAUUGUGCCUGAUAUUGAGAAUGAGCUCAAGGACAAACUAUUCGACAUCCAACGCCCUCUUAUUGCCGACAGCUUGAUGAGCAACCUUGGUAUUGUUAUCGACCAUCGUUGUUUACUUGCCGAUUGUCUCGUUGCCAUGUUCCGCUUGAAUCCAAGAGGUGUGAUGCAUAGCCUCUUCCCCGUUUGCUUGGAUGAUCGGGCACCUACACUCUUCAAGCUUAGUUUGGUGAAGGCUUGUUUGGCAUUGGCCUCUGAAGAAAAUCGCCUACCAUGGAAUCCACCUGUUUCAGCAUUAUACGAGUCACUGUGUAGCCCUCUUCGAAAGCUCUUCCUUGAUUUUAUCAGCCGUGAUCCCGCCAAAUCUGAAACGAGCAGCCAAGGAAGUGCACCCACGACAAGAAAGACCAUCAUCAACCCGUCAGUCGACAAGCGUGCCAAACGUGAUAUGCGUAAUCAGAUAUGCACCGAUCGAUGUGAAUUGGUUCUUGAUAUGCUCCAUUUAUAUCAGGCUGAUCCCAAAUUGGCAAUUCUGGGUGAAAAUGAGGAUCGCUUUGAAGAAAAUGCCUCCGUCAUGGUGGGUAUCACCAAUUGUUUACGUGACACCAGACCCGUUGUACGUGAUGCAGCAGCCGAAUGCUUGAUCAAGUUACACACAGCCGAUUAUAUCAUGGCAUGGGGUCCUUCAAGCCGUUUCAUCGAGUCAUUUUGGAGAGUUUCAUCCCAAGUCGUUUUCACAUUGGCAAAGCAGCUGCUCGAUACGCGUGAACGUGAUGAUGGACUUCGAAAAUUGCUUGAUCUUCUCGCCAAGCUAUUGACGUUGAGAAACGAAUUCCUUCAACUGCAUCAGGAUAUUGCUAUUCAUGGAUCGGAUGUUCGUGAACGAUUACAAGCAUCGAUUGGAUUAGAAGUGGCAUUGCUUGUCCUCUUGUGUUCUGCCGACCCUGACAUUUGCUCUGGUGCCAUUGCAUGUUUUGGACAUAUUUGUCAAGAAGCCCAUAUCACUGACAGCACUGAAGAUCCACAACAACAAGCCCUUACUAUCGUUGACAACCUUCCUGUGUAUAUUGAGCUUACUUCAAACACGGGCAUCAUUGCUGGUCGAAAGUCACAGCAAAAGCGGAUUCGAAGACUCUUGCGUAUGAUGACACAUUAUGCACCUGGUAACCUGGCAGCAUGGGAGGAGGCAUGGAAACGAUGGAAAUACAUGACACCAUCCAUGGUUCGUGCAUAUGAGGAGCCAAAAGAGGAACCACCAGAAGCGAUCAAAAAGAGUGGUGCUUGGCAUGAUAAGCUACGCAACAAUCCCAUGCGACAGAACAGUGGUACAGGUGGCACCAGCAGCUCAUCAUCUCCAAGUGUUACCAGCACUACUCGUAUGGAUGGCAUUGAUGAUGAUCGAUCAUCCGAAUGGCAGAAUUACGCAGGCUUUUUGGCAUCUUUGGGCGGUGUGUGCUUGAUGGCUGAUACUACGGCUCCACCUUCAUCUCCCACAUCUCCUACACCUACCAAAACACGCAUGGAUCAAUUACAGCAGCCCUAUCGUCGUAUCUCUGCUACCACCGAAUCAGCUACCAUGGUUGACAAGUUUGUGAUGGAAAUGGUGGAGUUGAUGAUUUGCGACAAUGUCAUUGUACGUGAAUGGGUGCGUGAAAUUCUUGGUACCGACUUGUCACCAGCAUUGUAUCCUAUCAUGUUCCGUCAUUUGGAAUAUACUCUUGCCAAAUGCUUUGCUGCCGAUCAUGAUCCCAUUUGCAGUCCUCGCUUCACCUUAUUCGUUGAACAAGCUAUCUCAGUCCUCAAACUCGUGUUGGAUCGCAUGGAUGAUACGGUCGACAACCUCUUUACUGUUGAUUUCAGUGGAUUGAUCAGCCAAUACGCCCAAUACCUCAACAAGCUCGGCAAUAACCCACAAUCAAUGAAGAUCAAGAUCAAAAUGUGUCAGCUAUGCGAGGUCUUGAUGCAACGAAAGGAUCGAAUCACUUUGCGUCAAGAGUUCCGUUUGCGCAACAAGCUUCUUGAAAUCAUUGUGGAAUGGACCAGCGAUUUUGCUCUCAAGCAUGAGACAUCCCAAUAUGGCUCAACCGAAUUGAAUCAAGUGGAAAAGUUGCAACGUGAUCUGGAUUUGGCAUGUUUGAAGACGAUUGAAGUUCUGUUGCAUCAAUUGCCAUUGCAAUCUUCGGAGCCCGUCCAUGAAGUUGAUUCUACGCAAGUCAAGAGCAGGAUUUUCUACAAGUACUUUACCUUCUUCCUAAAGUUGUUGAAUCGAUGCCGUAUCUCCGAGAUCGAAUCCAAUCCACACAAUAUGCCAAAUCAAGAAGUCAUCCUUGUCAACAAGAACAAAGAAAGUGUCACUGCAUUGGCUCCUCUCAAGCAUUAUACCAUUCUUGCCAUGUCCAAUCUUUUGAGCGCUAAUGUGGACGCUGGUCUCAAGUAUUCUCUUUCCAUGGGUUAUCACGAAGAUACUCGCACAAGGACGGCUUUCAUGCAGGUGUUGACCAACAUUCUUAAUCAAGGCACCGAGUUCGAGACAUUGGCUGAGACUGUAAAGACCGAUCGUUACGAAAAGUUGGUGGAUUUCUUGGUCGAGUUCGAUCUCAACAUUGCUCUUUCACUUUGCGACGUAUGUCCAUCUGCCGAUAUUGAUGAAGUCGCCAAUGUAUUGCUCGCUUGUUUUGCAUCUCGUAACAAGACCUUGGUAUUGCUUGAAGCUGUGAUUGAAAAGGAGGUUAACAAUACAACGAGCGAGAGUGAUCUUUUCCGUAAAACGAGCAUUGCAACAAGAUUAUUGUCGGUCUUUGCAAAGAAUUAUGGUGGCGAUUAUGUUCGAUCCGUGCUCCAUCCAGUCUUCCAACAGCUUGCAGAGAAACCAGCUGAAGAGCGUACCUUUGAGCUUGAUCCAUCCAAGGUUGGCCCUGGUGAAGAUGUGACCAAGAAUAAGCAAAACGUGGUGAAUGCCACAGAGUUGUUCCUUAAUGCUAUCUGUGCAUCGGCAAAUGAAGCCCCAAGAAUCUUCCGUGAGGUGUGUCAAUCGAUUCUCAACUCUGUUUUGAAACGUUUCCCCGAAGCAAUGCAUACAGCUCUUGGUGCCUUUGUCUUUUUACGUUUCUUUUGCCCUGCCAUUGUUGCCCCAGAAGCUGAAGGUCUCGUCAAGAACUCUGCUGUUUCACGUGAAAUGCGUCGUGGCCACUUGAUUGCUACCAAAGUUAUCCAAAACCUUGCCAACAAUGUGCUUUUCGGUGCCAAGGAGACCUACAUGAUUGUACUCAACGACUUUUUGACAAGCAAUAUUUACAAGGUUACGAGCUUCUUGCGUGAGAUAUCCAAGGUGCCACCUGCAACAGCUUCUAGCGGCGAGGAUCAUGGUGAAAUGCGUCAUAUGGAUGAUAAGGACUAUGCACUAUUGCAUCGCGUCUUGGCGGACAAUAUGGAGCGUAUUUCUCGUGAUUUGGCUACUCGACGUUUACGUCAAUUCCAUGAUCAAGAGUCGAUGGGCUCUUGGAAACGAUCCUUUGACAAGUUUGCAAACCUGCUUGCUCAAUUGGGUCGCCCACCUGAAAUGCCCAAACAAGAAAUCAGUGGUUUACGCAGCUACAAGUUUGCAGCCAUCAACCAGGUCUAUGCCGAGUUUAUGCGUCGCAACAGCCAUCGCAGCGUUGAAAGCAUCAUCGCCAAGAACAUUUUUUAUGAAGGUGGUACAUCCAGAGCAGGUCGCCCGGUGUUUUACCUUAUCUUGCGGAACAUUGUUGCCGACAGCAUUGAUUUUGAAUUGCUCAUUUAUUACGCACUUCAGGUCAUGGAACGAGUAGCCAACAAGGCAUGUGAAGUUGUCUUGGACAUGACCCAAUUUGGUCCAUCAAAUGAAAUCCCCAAUCAAUGGAUCAGCCAGUUGUUGCAACUUUUGCCAUUUGACUUGUACGACAAUGUGGCCGCCAUCCACAUUUACAAUCCCAACUCAUUCUUGCGAAAGUACAUCAAGAAAUUGCCUCGCCCAUUGACACACAAGAUCAGCAAACGCUUAUCUUUUGCCGUGACCCUUGUGGAGCUGCAAGAACAUAUCCAUGCUUCUGAAAUCCGCUUACCAAAGUCAACGACUGCUUUGGAAACUGAGCCCAGUGCUGUAUUCUUCCCUGUCAACCGCAUUUCACAAUUCAAGGCCCAGAUCCCCGUCACUGUCAAGGUCGGCUCCGAGUAUAUCCAAGUCAUGACUGUGCGUAAGCAGGAGCUCUUUUACAAUAUCAGCGCGGUGACAAACGACGUUUUCCUUAUAUCCGAUAUCGAGGAUAUCACUAUCGGGUCACAUGGACGUGACACUGAACAUGCUACCGAGCUAAGCUUCAAGUUCAACCGUGGCAAAUCUCAGGUCACGUUUUCAACUCCCAAACGAGAUACCAUGAUCAGCGCUAUUCGCCAUAGCAAACGUAGAUAUGAAAUGUCCAAGCCAUCCAACUUGACUGAAAGAGCGAUUCGACCCAAUGAUGUCCCUGGACGUUUACUCAACAUGGCAUUGCUCAAUAUCGGCAGUGAUGAUCCCAAUCUUCGUCUUGCAGCUUACAAUCUCCUUUAUGCUCUCAGUAUGACGUUCAAUUUCGAUGUCGGCAAGCAAUUACUUGAUGCCAAAGAUCUCUGCUUGCCUGCCAACAGCACAUCAUUUAUCGUCAACAUCAGUGAGAAGAUCGCUGCCACUGAGCCUGGAUUUACAUUGGAGUUUUUGAGUGAAUGCUUUGUUGGCUUCAACAAGUCAAGUGAACCAUUACGCUAUUUGUGCUUGGAUUAUAUGACACCAUGGCUUCCGAACCUUGCAAUGUUUUGCCGUGGAACACCAGAGGAUGUGAACAAGACCAAAGAAGUGCUUCGACUAUUGAUUGAUCUCACCGUGGCACGCACAGAUAUGUACAAGUUGGUGCAAGCCAAGAUCUGGAAGACGAUUGGCAAGGUCGAUGAUAUUAUCAACAUUGUUCUCGAUGCCUUCAUCCUCUAUUCAAAUCAACAUGGUGUUGGAUCAACACAAGCUGAAGCUAUGGCCGAUACAUUUGUCACUCUAUCGAAUGUUGCUGUGCGAGGCAAGGUGAUAUCCAGGUUACGCAAGGUGCUUCAAAAGACAUCAUUCAAGCCAACACGGGUGUUGACGGAUCAUCCUACUUGGACUGAGAUUGCUGUAUUGCUUCGAUUCAUUCUCAUGCUAUCCUUCAAUAAUCGUGGUCCUGUGAAGAGUUACGUGCCUGAAAUCUUCCACAUCGUAUCGCUCGUUGUUGGUGUUGGUCCCACUAUGGUGCGUGCAUCCGUUCAUGGGCUAGUUAUCAACAUGAUCCAGUCGCUUUGCACGUCGAUGCCACUCAAUGAAAGCAACGUCAAGAAACUCCAGCUACUCCUUACAGAGUUAUCGGAUUCCAAAUCACGAUUGUUGUUUGGUCUUUUAAAGUCGCAUACGAAUGCUUUCACUAUCACCACGGAGACAUUGACGGAUACUGCUGAGCCCAUCCAACUAGGAUCCUUGGAGACCAUUGUCAACCAUUUACUUGAGGUUUUGCAUAAUGGUGCACCUUCUACAGAUGUUGCCAAUGCAUGGAGAGCCCGAUGGAUGGGUCUUGUUGCUAGCACAGCCUUCCAAUUUAAUCCAGCAAUCCAACCACGAGCCUUUGUUGUAUUGGGAUGUCUUGGUCGUGAAGAGAUCGAUGAUGAUUUAUUAUACCAAAUCUUGGUUGCUUUACGUGGCGCUUUGGCUAUUUUCAACGAGUCGGAUCCCAACCUGGUGCUUAGUAUCAUGAUGUGUCUCAAGAACAUUGUGGAGAGUCUCCCUGGUGAUUCACGAUACCUGCUUCAAUUGUUUUGGGUGGCGAUGGCAUUGGUGCAAGUCAAUCAUAGUCCCGUCUUUGGCAUGGCUGUCGAACUUUUGCAAGCUGUUUUGCGUGCACUUGAUGCGGAUGAAUUGUUUGUUGGCGAGGGCGUAGCAGAUGUACUUUUGGCAGCACGUGAGCCGAUUGCUGAUGUGGCAAGACAACUCGAUCAAUUAUGCGGUGUUAACUUUGAGACCCACUUUUCGUUUGCUGUGGCGGGCACAUUUAUGAAAGGAUUACGACACAGCAAUGCCAAGGAUAUGAUAUACCAGGGUCUGACCACAUUCUUGGAUAUUGAAUGCAAGCAACGAGGAUUCAGCGACAUGAUUGAAUCACGUACAUUGGGCUAUGUGGCAGGCUUGUUACCUAUUGCAGCCAAGAACGAGGCACUCAAGGAGUUGUUGCGUCUUGCAGGCUUGGAUGAUUUGGAUAUUGACAGCACACAAGCAAGCGUCACCUAUUAUGGCAUGUUUGAUCGUCUCGAUAUACCUGACAACACGACGGCUUUGUUAUUGAUCUCCUUGUUGGCCACCCAGCUCAAUUCAGCUGACAAUGAGUCCGAGCGCCUGUUUAUUUAUGGAUUACUUUCAGAAGCAGCCGUUGCUAUGCCCGAAGUCUUUGCUCUUGUUUAUGAUACACUUCUUCCCAAGAUGAACCAAAUUGUGAUCAGCAGCCAAACACAACCUAUCCUCGAAUCAGUCAAAUCGAUUCUCAUUACAGCUUGUUCGGAUCCUGUCUUUGGAGAAGCCAAACACAAACGCAGCCAGAAAAUGUUACUUGAAGAACUUGGAUUUGCAGCUUUGGGUGACCCUACUUUUGGUGCUGCCUCGACCAAUGUCCUGCAUAAUGCAAAAUUAGCCAGUGAGAUCGUUGAGAAGAUCAUUGCAUAG
This is a messenger RNA of Lichtheimia ornata, 8160 nucleotides long. RefSeq lists its product as uncharacterized. The record is from RefSeq and is a predicted model, not a curated record. Gene Ontology annotation, biological process: regulation of GTPase activity. The transcript is spliced from 21 exons. NCBI's taxonomy places the organism in Eukaryota, Fungi, Mucoromycota, Mucoromycetes, Mucorales, Lichtheimiaceae. Bases 1 to 8160 code for a protein of 2719 amino acids.